Condylostylus longicornis is the source of this 2087-nucleotide messenger RNA. RefSeq names its product protein FAM98A. Bases 105 to 1673 code for a protein of 522 amino acids. The record is from RefSeq and is a predicted model, not a curated record. Gene Ontology annotation, cellular component: tRNA-splicing ligase complex. NCBI's taxonomy places the organism in Eukaryota, Metazoa, Arthropoda, Insecta, Diptera, Dolichopodidae. The transcript is spliced from 2 exons.
CCAAACGAAAAAUCGGCCGACAGAACUUGAUGCGGUGCAAUUUAUUUGUUUGAAUUCAUAUAAUAUUUAGAUCAGAAAUUGCAAAUUUUAAAACAUUUACUAAUAUGGAAACUAUUGAAAGUUUGCGUGAAUGUCUAGAAAGCAUUGGAUAUGAUGGCAAACUUCUGAAAGUUGAUGUAUUGCAGAAUGUUGUAAAAUCUGGUCCGAAAUCUGAAGAUUUUAGGGAGUUAAUAUAUUGGAUAGCAAAUGAAAUUCAUGUUUUAUCCCAGACAGAAGAAAAAGUUAAUCCAAAAACAGAGUAUAGUGAAUUUAUGUUAGAAACAUCAGCUUUGCUAAAAGAAGUCGGGUGUCCAUAUGAACAACUUAUUUCUGGUCCUCUAACUGAUAGAUUUCAAACAGAUGAAAGUAAAUUUUUGUUGAUUGAUUUCUUAAUAACAACUUUGAUGACCGCUAAAAUGUGCAUAGCAAUCAACCCAACACAAGAAGAUACAUCUCAUAUAAUAGAAAAAAUAGAAAGCAGAAGUGCUAAGGCUUUGGAAAUAGUAACAAAAGAUUUAGGUUUAGGGAAACCGCCAGACAAUAUAAGUCCCAAAGCACUUUUUGAAAAAAUUAAUAAAAAACUGAUAUUAACUUUAGACAAAGUGGAUAAAAAAGCAUUAGGGGAGCCGCUUUUGAAAACUUCAACACCAUUUACUAAUGAUCAAUGGGCUGAACUUGAAAAAGUUAACAAUGACCUGGAAAAUGAAUAUAAUUUGCGAAAAGAUAUGUUAUUAACAAGAUUAGAUGUAACGGUACAAUCAUUUUUAUGGUCUGAUAAAAUGAAAAUGAAGAAGGAUGAAGUUAUGAAAAUUUAUCAACAGAAGCUGCGUGAAAUAGAAGAGAUGACAAAUGAUUUAGAAAAUGGAUCUUUGGCAGGUUUGAUAGCUGCGAGAACUAACCGUGCGGUUAUUGAAAGAGUAAGUAAUGCUCGAGUAAGAAAAAAUACUUUCAGUGCCAAGGUUCAACGUCAUAUUAUUGGAAAAGUUCCUGACCGUGGGGGUCGAGCGUUUGAGCAUGAUAUUCCUCCCCCAGAAAUGCCAUCCUGGCAGCAGAAUAGAUCCGCAGGUCCUCAAGGUGGUGGAGGUGGAUUUCAAGGAAAUAGAGGUGGUGGCGGCGUUGGUAGUCAAGGAAGAGGGGGUUAUAAUCAAGGAAAUAAUUCGAACUUCCAAGGUGGAGGCAGAGGGGGCCAUGGGCGAGACAAUGUUGGAAAUUCAAGUGGCUAUAAUCAAUCCAAUCAAGGAGGAGGAGGUCGAGGAAACUAUAACCAAGGCGGUGGUGGAGCCUACAAUCAAGGAAGCAAUUAUAAUCAAGGAAGCGGUUAUAACCAAGGAGGCAGUUUUAAUCAAGGAGGUGGUUAUAAUGAAGGAGGUGGUUAUAAUCAAGGUAGUGUGCACACUCAUAAUCAAGGUGGUGGUUAUAAUCAAGGAGGUGGUUAUAAUCAAGGCAGCGGUUAUAAUCAAGGAAUGGGUGACAAUUCUGGUGGCUAUAAUCAAAGUCGAAUUCAAGGAAGGGGAGGCGGAGGAAAUUACGGGAACGAUCACUAUAAAUCAGGUGAUUCGGGAAACAGAAGAGGUGAUCAAGGAUUUAGCAGAGGCCGUUCCAAUUAUAAUCGUGGUGGAGGAAAUCGCUAUUAAAAUGAAUUUGACUGGAUACAAAAUUAAAAUUCAAAGUUAAGCAUAAAUUAAGUUAAAUAUUUUGAGUAUGUAUUUAUAAUUUAACCUCGAAUGAAAUACAAAAAAGGAAUAUUAAAAAACAAAAAUUGGUUAUUUCAUCUCCACUGUACAAUUUUUAUUUCAUAUACAAAAAAAUUAUAAACUACUGAAAUUUACUAAGUUCAUCUUUCAAUUUGAAAAUUUCUUCUUUUAAAUUACUAAUUAUACAUAAAUGUUUAAUUUUUUCUUUUUCAGCCUCCUUUUUCAGCUUUAUCAUUUCGUUUUCGUAGAUUUUUUUAACAUUUUCACUGCCGUCAAUUUCUGGAAACUCUAAAGACCUUUCCAUGUUGUCUUCCAAAGAAUUAUAAAUAUCAUCCUCAACAUUAAAAUUUAUUU